Aureococcus anophagefferens is the source of this 906-nucleotide messenger RNA. RefSeq lists its product as hypothetical. The transcript is spliced from 6 exons. The record is from RefSeq and is a predicted model, not a curated record. NCBI's taxonomy places the organism in Eukaryota, Pelagophyceae, Pelagomonadales, Pelagomonadaceae. Bases 1 to 906 code for a protein of 301 amino acids.
AUGCUGAUUAUUGCAGUUGCGGACGUCGCGAGUGCAACAUCUCAGUCCACGUUUGGACUAUUUGUCGCGCUUCAUCAACCCCUGGGCAUUGCCCCCGUGGCGCUCCGCAGGCGGGUCAGAUCCCAACUCAUUCGGCGAUGGGUGCUGCUUCAAGAGGAACUUGAGGCGAGCACAGCACUGAGGAGCGGGUUGGUCGAGGUCAUUACCUCGAGAGGAAUUGGAGAAAUAUUGGUGGACAAAGGCUCUUGCUCUUGGAGGCAGACAGCUGAGUACAUUUACAAUUUUCAAAAAGAAGGGAUACAUGCCAUGAUUCUGCAUACUGAUACCAGGACGCAGAGAGCACGCUUGGGUCCUCACACUGAGGCGAUUUUACCGAAGAAGAGCUCCGAGCUCCCCUACUUGGUAUUUUGCAGAGAUACAGCUCGCAUGUGUUCAAUUGGAUGCUCGAUACUGACUGGAGGACGUGCGGGACUCAAGCUCAUGGGGAACUAUCGUCGAAAUGUCUCCGGGGAAAGUGCAGAUCUACUCGACAGGGGCGUCGUGUCUGCGUUUCACGAUCUUUCUUCUAGUCCAUAUUCGCAUGCGCUCACUCUCGCUCACACGAAGCCUUUGUAUGAUCAACGUCCUAUCCUUAAUUGUGCUGAAACUCGAUCCAUCUGCAGGGUCCCAUUUUGGGGUAAGCGAGCGACUUGGUUAUACACAACGGCAGCCUUCGGUUGGCUCUUUACUGGGCAAUUCACCUCAGUCCUAAUGACACGCCUGCGAUCCAAAGAGACCUCUCUCACUAGCACAGUCCAGGAGUCCGUCGAAAUGUGGAUGCUUGCACUUAAUACCCUCUUUCGCAUUUGUAAAUUCAACAUUCGAGCCAUCGAUGCAAUUCUUUGCUCCAUGCAGCCUGGGCUCUGA